Molecule: messenger RNA, 2863 nt
Organism: Neolamprologus brichardi
Lineage: Eukaryota; Metazoa; Chordata; Actinopteri; Cichliformes; Cichlidae
Source: RefSeq, a predicted model, not a curated record
CUAGAAAACUUAAAUAAAUUACAGCUCUUGGCAAGGUAGAAACUGACACUUUCAUCAUUACAAUGAUCAAUUUAUCAGAACUGUUUUUCUUUCUCUUGGUCUUUAAGUGUUAAAUCCUACGUGCACAUUAUACUUUCAUGAGCUAAAAUGAUCCCACACUGGCGCUCCUCGUCGGGCCCGUCCACACCAGGUCUGCUGUGUGCAAACUGUGGAACAGCACUGCAGCCGGUUAAUGACUUCUAUCAGAGUGUCCCUCGCAGGUCUGGUCACUGAGAGAGAUUACUAAGUUGAUAUUAAAACCACAAGGAAAGAAAUUUAGCAUUUGGACAGUUCUGCCAAUUUUUUUUUUUUUCAUGGGCAAUCUCACCAAAAUAUUUCACCUGUUCAUUCACCUGAAGAGGUGAGCGUGCAUGUUAACAUGACUGAUCUGUGGACAGUAAAAGCAGCAAUGGUUAUGUGCAAGUCUGCAGCUUGCAGGGCCAUAGAAAUGCCUCUAAGGGUCUUAUUGAAGAACUAAUUACCUUAAUAAAAUAAGAGGAGUCUCUCAGACUGUUAAAGGGUCUGUUCAGUAAAAACCACAGUGCAUUAUUGGACUGGGUUUGUUCUCCCUCCCUGUUACUGACCUCCACAGUGUCACAGAGUAAUCUGGUUAGUGUGUGUGUACCACCUGAUCCCACUAACCCCGCCUCGCUCCUCCCCCUGCUCUGACGAGGAGGGCAGCCAUCGCGCUGCUCAGUGUGGAAGACCUGUGACCGCUUUAAGUCGUGUUGUGAUGCUGCAGUGAUGGAAACACUGUUUCAGUUGGUUGUGUUUGUGUUCCAGGGAGCCAGAGUUGUUGUCUCCCGCUCCUUCGCUGACUUCACACCCCAGGCGACCUUUGACAUCAAGAAAUGCGACCUGCACCGCCUGGAGGAGGGCCCCCCGGUGAGGGCGGAGCUGACGAGGGAGCAGGGCCUGCAGUAUUACCGCACCAUGCAGACGGUGAGGCGCAUGGAGCUGAAAGCUGACCAGCUCUACAAGCAGAAGAUCAUCAGAGGCUUCUGUCACCUGUACGACGGACAGGAAGCGUGUGCUGCAGGCAUCGAGGCCGCCAUCAACCCCUCGGACCACCUGAUCACUGCGUACCGCGCCCACGGGUACACGUACACCCGCGGCGUCUCUGUUAAAGAGAUCCUCGCCGAGCUCACGGGUCGUAGAGGGGGCGUGGCCAAAGGGAAAGGGGGCUCGAUGCACAUGUACGCGCCACAUUUCUAUGGAGGCAACGGCAUCGUGGGCGCACAGGUACCUUUGGGAGCCGGCAUCGCUCUCGCCUGCCAGUACCAAGGCAACAACCAGGUGUGCGUUACGCUCUAUGGAGACGGAGCAGCCAAUCAGGGCCAGCUCUUUGAGUCUUACAACAUGGCCGCUCUGUGGAAGCUGCCGUGCAUCUUCAUCUGCGAGAACAACAAGUACGGCAUGGGGACGUCGGUGGAGAGAGCUGCAGCCAGCACCGACUACUACAAGAGGGGAGACUUCAUACCUGGACUCAGAGUGGAUGGGAUGGAUGUCCUGUGCGUCAGAGAGGCCGCACAGUUUGCUGCAGAUCACUGCAGAGCUGGAAAGGGUCCCAUCAUAAUGGAGCUGCAGACCUACCGUUACCAUGGACACAGCAUGAGUGACCCAGGUGUCAGCUACCGUACCCGCGAGGAGAUUCAGGAGGUCCGCAGUAAGAGCGACCCCAUCUCCAUGCUGAAGGAGCGCAUGCUCAGCCACAACAUGGCGUCCGUAGAGGAGUUCAAGGAAAUCGACAUCGAGAUCCGUAAGCAGGUGGAGGAGGCGACUCAGUUCGCCACCUCGGACCCGGAGCCGCCGCUGGAAGAGUUAUGCAACCACAUCUUCUCCAACAACCCGCUGCUGGAGGUGCGCGGGACAAACCCCUGGUCCAAGCUCAAGUCUGUCAGCUAGACUCAGACCACACACUCAACCUCUGUCCCUCACACAUUCAGCACCUUCCUUUAGGACUUUGAGGUUUUUCCUUGAAACCUGUCAGUGUUAUUUAUUUAUAGUUUACUGUAUGACUGAGAUAUUAUUUGUGUUGGAGCCAGAGGUGUUGGACAGGACAAACAUGCUGCACUGUAAACGCACAAAUCCCAACAUCUGACAUGGAAACGUGUCCGUUAGAAACCUUCUCCAUGUUUAUCCUGCAUUUUAAACCCUUAGGAGAUUUUUAAAUGUUCCAAGCUUGUGUAGAUAUUCCCUCAGAAGUGUGACUUUAAACUUGGGAAAUGCAAAUGUGAUGGAUCGUUCUGGUGGUAAAUGUGUUUUUAAUGAGGAGUCGCAGCCGAAGCUUCAUUCCAGAGCAGUCCUCAUCUGAACCAGGUUCAGUGUCCAGGAUAAGGACACAAUAUCAGUGUAUGUAACCAUAAAAUGGCUCUAAAAAUGUGUUUAUAAGCUGAGGAUGAAAGCAAGACUUUAGUCUCUAAAUGCUUUAGAGCCUCUCACUAUCUGCACACUGAGGUCUGCAGGAUCUUUUAGGAAUGGGUUUUUGUUUUUGGGGUUUUGUUUUUUCCAACCAAACAGUAAAAUGACCUUUUCUGCCCCUUUUAAAAGAUGAAUAAAUAAAAAUAAUAAUAAUCGAGCUGCUUGACUCGACUACUGACGAGACAAACAUCUGGACUUGUGUGGGGAAACUGAAGCUGGCAGCUGGAUGCACUACAUUUGAGACUUUCUGGGCACUUUAUGAAUUUAAAGGAGUCUGUUAUGAGAUCUUUCCUCUGUGUUCUUUAAAGUUUACUGUAUCUGAGCCUGUACAGAUAUAAAGCUUUAUUUACCUGUCUGAAUGGUAGAAACUGAAGGUUGUGAAAUAAAACAACUUUAAAGCAAA